Messenger RNA from Oncorhynchus kisutch (coho salmon), 3586 nucleotides. Its product is annotated as piggyBac transposable element-derived protein 4. The transcript is spliced from 4 exons. The record is from RefSeq and is a predicted model, not a curated record. Bases 932 to 3109 code for a protein of 725 amino acids. NCBI's taxonomy places the organism in Eukaryota, Metazoa, Chordata, Actinopteri, Salmoniformes, Salmonidae.
UACAGUAGGUGGCGGCAUGUACUUAUUACAUCUGUUUGCUGACAGUCAAAAUACCAAAAAAGAAGAAGUAGAAUUGUUAGCUGGCGUGUAUGUGCUAUAUGUUGUUUUUGUUUGCGUUGUUGUGCGAACUCUGUGUUGAGCAGCGGCGGAAGAGAGAGGUAAUAACGGAGGUGCAUAUCUAGUAAGAAUUUGGGUUAUGUAACCUGUUAGACACGUAAAUAUUAAGCAUAUAUAACUGAAAGGCCUAAGUGCUGCUGUGGAACCAUAUGGGUUUGGUAGAAUGACGUUAUGGCUGCGAUCAUGUGUUUUGGCUUCAGGCAGAACCAGUGGACAAACAGCCAAGAUGGACCUAUUUGCAGAUGGAUCUAUUUUAAUAUACCUUGCUGAUUAAAUACAUUACAUUUAACCUUCAUAGGGUGGUCCUGUGAGAAAGAGUCACACCUAUAUUUCUUGACUUUCUUGUGAUUUUUGUCUGCACCUUGACUCCUAUUGCUGCAAGCUACAAAUCUGGAAGAAGGCAAUGCAACCUGAGAACAGCAGCGUUGUUCAAGAUGAUAAUGGAAAGGAAGCAGGAAAAAUGAAUUCUGAUGGAGAAUUUCAGGCAUGUGGCAGCAACGAUUCAUUUCUAGAUUCCAUCUUUGAAGAGGAGUUGGAUCGACUUUUGGACCUGACAAUGACCCAACACACCUACAGGCUAUGUAGGGGCUAUUAAUACCAAGAAGGAGAUUGAUGGAGUGCUGCAUCAGAUGACCUGGCCUCCACAAUCCUCUGACUUCAACCAAAUUGAGUUGGUUUGGGAUGAGUUGGACCGCAGAGUGAAGGAUAAGCAGCCAACAAGUGCUCAGCAUAUGUGGGAACUCCAAGACCUUUGGAAAAGCAUUCCAGAGAUGAGAAUGAAGACCUUCCUUAUCUGACAGAACCUUCAGAGGCUAUGGAGGGGGAAGAAUCCCCUCCCAAUGGAACAGAAGUUACAGAAACUAUAGUGGAGGGUGAAUACCCUAAAGAUGGGACAGAAGUUACAGAGACUGUAGUGGAGGAUGAAUACCCUCCAGAUGGGACAGAAGUUACAGAGACUAGAGGGGGAGAUGACUCCCCUCCAAUUAGGACACGGCUCAGGGUAAGGGGCAUCUCCUCUCGCCCUAAGAUCGAAGCUUCAGAGUCAAGUGAGGAAGAUGGAGAAGACCUUCCCCCUGAUACAGAAGUAAUCGAGAGCAGGGCUUCAAAAAGAACAAAACUCACCUCUAGCCCCAAAGCAGCACCGCAAAGGAAGGCCAGGCCUCCAUCCUCUCCCCCCUGGACACCCAGCCCUGCCAAAUCCAAAAACAGAGCUCAUGCAGCCACACCUCUUUUCAGUGGGUCAAAGAGGAAGUGGAGGACUGAGGAUGAACCAGACCAAGAGCAUAAAUGGUUACCUUUCGAACCAGCUAGGACUCCUGGACCCCAGCUAGACACUUCAAAGAACUACACUGUUCUAGAGCUCUUCCAGCUCUUCUUCAGUAAUGCUGUUGUUGAUACACUCUGCUCAAACACCAACAAGAAUGCCAAGAGAAGACAAGAACAUGGAAUCAAAGAACCAUGGAAACCUGUAUCUGUGGAGGAAAUGUACAAAUACCUCAGCAUUGUAAUCUAUAUGGGUCUGCUGAAUGUACACACUGUAUCAGACUACUGGAAUAGAAACAGAAUAUAUUGCCUUCCUUUUUGUUGUACAGUCAUGACUAUGACAAGAUUUCGGGCAAUCACCUAUUCACUGCACAUGAGUGACCCAGCAGAGGAUGAGGAAAACGACAAGAAGAAGGGGACUGUGGACUAUGAUCGGCUCAUGAGAAUCAAACCUCUAAAAGACCAGAUAUUGGCAGCAUGCAGGGCCUUCUACCACCCAUUCCAGAACCUUUCCAUUGAUGAGCGCAUGGUGCACUCCAAGGCCCGUCACAGCCUCAAACAAUACAUUAAAUCCAAGUCCUACAGGUAUGGAUUCAAGCUGUAUGUUUUAGCAGAUUCAAGAAAUGGCUACACCUGCGACUUCAAUGUCUUUAUGACCAAAAACCCAUCUGCUUCAGGCAAAGGGGAGAGCUAUGAUGUUGCCAUGAACCUGUUGAAGGUGCCUUACUUGGGCACAGGAUACCACAUUUAUGUUGAUAACUUCUUCACCAGCACAACUUUCUUCCGUGACCUGUACAAAAAGAAAUUGGGAGCAUGCGGAACCAUACGUGAAAUCCGUGUGGGCAUCCGAGAGAACCGCAUGCCUGCUCGAGCAGAGAAGGGAACCAUCCGCUGGCUCCGUGAUGGGGAGCUGCUCUUCACCAAGUGGAUGGGCGCACAACCAGUCACCAUGUGUACCACCAUUCAUAAGGCAUUCGCAGGGGAGCAGGUCAAAAUCAGGAAACAGAGCAAAAAUGGAUCCUGGACAACACAGUGCAUACCCGUCCCAGAGGCAAUCAAGCCGUACAACAAGUAUAUGGGGGGUGUGGACCUGUCUGAUUCCCUUAUCAAAUGCUACAGUGUGGCCCACAAAACCAUGAAGUGGUACAAGACCUUCUUCUUCCACUUUAUAGACAUUGCUGUGGUGAACAGCUUCCUCCUGCAGAAGGACAUGGCCCAGAUGAAGAAGAAAAAGCCCAUGACCCACAAGCAGUUCAGGGAGCAGCUGUGCCUGCAGCUUGCUGACAUUGGUAAGCAGGAGGAGGCUGAAGAAGAGUCUUCAGAGGAGGAGGAGGAGGAAGAAGAACAACCAGAAGAAGAGAAGGAAUUGGUGGAAGUGAAGCGACCAUGCUACCCUGUACCCAUAAUUGAUCCUACCACUGUUGACUCCUCUCAAAGAAAAUCUAGCGGCAGGAAGAAAUGUUGUCUGUGCAAGGAAAGCCAGACCAACUGGCAGUGUGAGUCCUGUCAGGUAGCACUCUGUAUGAUACCAGACAGAAACUGCUUCAGAGUAUGGCACAUGAAUAAAAAGGAUCUCGUAGCAGAAGUUUUCAAGAGGCAUAUAAAGUACAACCCAUACCCUACCCAUCCUUGGAUGGAAUAUGGGGGGAAAAAAAUAGAGUUCAAGUCUCAAAAACAGGCCCAGAGUUUCAUUAAAUGCCAUUUUGGCUUGAGGAACAACAGGAAGUAAAACUAUUUUGCUAUCCUGUGCGCACUAAUGAUCAAACCACUAUUGACAUCUCUCAAAGAGAAACCGUGGGCAGGAAGAACUGUUGUCUGUGCAAGACCAACUGGCACUGAGUCCUGUCAGGCGCUGCUCUGUAUGAUAGAAGACAGGAACUGCUUCCGGUUCUGAGGAUGGCAUAGGGCUCAAUAGAAUGUCUCUGGCACAACUUUUCAGUUCCCCUGAUAAUACCAGUGGUCUCAAGUGGGAUGAUGAUUAUGGAAAUGAUUAUUAUUAUGGUUAGGCUUAUUAUUUGUAUUGUUUUAUUAUUUUAGUUUAUUCUAUUAAUAUUUGUGCCCAUGAAUGAUCCCAGCACUCUUAAAAUCUCUCACAGAUGUACUGUACACAUGAAGUGUCAUUUGUGCAAUGAUUAUUUUGCAGAGUUAGUCUUGCCAGAAACUGCUUCAAAAUAUGGAAUGUGAUUAAAGACGAUGAGCAGACUGA